AUGGGUCGUCUACAUAGCAACGGCAAAGGCAUAUCAGCCAGUGCUAUCCCAUACUCGCGCACACCUCCGACAUGGCUCAAAACAACACCGGAUCAAGUGGUUGAACAGAUAUGCAAGCUUGCUAAGAAGGGCGCAACGCCAUCGCAGAUAGGCGUGGUACUUCGAGAUUCGCAUGGCAUCGCACAGGUCAAGGUUGUUACUGGUAAUAAGAUUCUACGAAUUCUGAAGUCGAAUGGCCUUGCACCAGAAAUACCUGAGGAUCUCUAUAUGCUCAUCAAAAAGGCUGUUGCCGUCCGCAAGCAUCUUGACCGCAACCGCAAGGACAAGGAUUCGAAGUUUCGCCUCAUUCUCAUUGAAUCGCGCAUUCAUCGUCUGUCAAGGUACUACAAGAGCGUAGGCGUGCUACCACCAACAUGGCGGUACGAGAGCGCAACAGCGAGCACUUUGGUAGCAUAG
Molecule: messenger RNA, 456 nt
Organism: Bacidia gigantensis
Lineage: Eukaryota; Fungi; Ascomycota; Lecanoromycetes; Lecanorales; Ramalinaceae
Gene: RPS13
Product: ribosomal 40S subunit protein S13
Exons: 4
Coding region: 1-456 (151 amino acids)
Biological process (GO): translation
Cellular component (GO): nucleolus; ribosome; cytosolic small ribosomal subunit
Molecular function (GO): structural constituent of ribosome; small ribosomal subunit rRNA binding
Source: RefSeq, a predicted model, not a curated record